This is a messenger RNA of Doryrhamphus excisus (bluestripe pipefish), 3051 nucleotides long. RefSeq names its product exonuclease 3'-5' domain containing 2 (gene exd2). Lineage: Eukaryota; Metazoa; Chordata; Actinopteri; Syngnathiformes; Syngnathidae. The record is from RefSeq and is a predicted model, not a curated record. Gene Ontology annotation, molecular function: nucleic acid binding; 3'-5' exonuclease activity. Gene Ontology annotation, cellular component: nucleus; cytoplasm. Gene Ontology annotation, biological process: nucleobase-containing compound metabolic process.
GGCGAUGCUACAUUGCUGAUAUAAAUACAACCCGGAAGCUAUAUGUCAAUUGUUACGAUAAAAAACAGAAAAACAAAUGUACAUGUGUGUCUGUAACCGGCGUCAUUUGCACUGAAAGCACAAAGAGAGAUGCAGUGUCUGUCCAUGAUCCCUAAACGGAGCCAGUUGGAAGUCCACUGACACAGGACAGUUCCAACAUUUCAGCCUGCCGGACAUCACCCGGAGAUGUCUCACCACCGGCCGCUAGCCGCCAUCAUCACUACGCUGCUCGGGGCCACGUUUGGUGGUGUGCUCCUAUGGCGAGCGUACCGCGCCAGGAGGAAGAGGCUGCCUUCCAUCCAGAGGGUGGCCGAACCCCUCGCAGGCCCGCUUCCCGCUCGUGCUGAUUUGCCGCCUGCGGACGACAACGAUGGCCGCCGCCCAAUGCAGAAGGAGUUUAAGGCCGCGGAGUGUCAGACAUCACACGUGGCCUCUCCAGUGCGCAUCGCGUUCUCUGAGCGGUCACUGGGGGUGAAACUGGUGUUGGUGAGCUCCCAGGAGGAAUGGCAGCAGCUGUGGCCGCUGAUGCAGAAGGACCUGACGGUGUUCCCCGUGCUGGGCCUCGACUGCGAAUGGGUGACCAUGAAGGGCCGACCCACGGUGGUGUCCCUGCUGCAGAUGGCCACUUAUUCCGGUCUGUGCGUCCUGGUGCGGCUCCUGGCGUUCUACAACCGGCAGCAGUCCUUCCCGCUUGGCUUGAUGGAGGUCCUACGCGACCCGCACGUUCUGAAGGCCGGCGUUGGCUGCUACGAAGACGGCAAGCGGCUGAUGCGCGACUACGGCCUCUCGUUGAGCUGCACGGUAGACCUGCGUCACCUGGCCCUCAGACAAAAGCAGGCGUCCACCAGUAGCGGACUCAGUCUGAAGUCGCUGGCGGCCGACGUGUUGAACGUCUCGCUGGACAAGUCACCGGAGCUGCGAUGCAGCAACUGGGAGGCAGACGAGCUGACACUGGAACAGGUGACCUACGCCGCCAAGGACGCCCAAGUCUCUGUCGCUCUCUUCCUCUGCCUGCUCGGCCUCCAAGCAGAAGCUGGCGGGAGCUCCUACGCCGAGUUGGCGGCUCACUGCCAGGGGCUGCUGGAUGUGCCCUUCAGGGGCGCCGUCGGCAAUGAAGACGACGACGGCGCAGAGAGGAAGUGCCGCACGCGCAACCUGUCCUCGCUCAAGAGCCCGGAGUCGGGAGAUCAGCAAGUCCCAGACCCCAGGAAGAACAACAAGAAGAAGCCGCUGGGCGUGGGCUACUCUGCCAGGAAGUCGCCUCUCUAUGAUAACUGCUUCCUGCACGCCCCUGACGGCCAACCUCUGUGCACAUGUGACAAGAAGAAGGCCAAGUGGUACCUGGACAAAGGAAUAGGAGUGCUGCAGAGUGAAGAUCCCUUUGUGGUGAGGCUUCUCUUUGAGCCUUCCGGACGUCCAGACUCCCAGCAGGACUACUACCUCACGGCCAAGGAGAACCUCUGCGUGGUUUGCGGCAAAGCGGACUCCUACAUCAGGAAGAACAUCGUGCCUCACGAGUACCGGCGCCACUUCCCCAGCGAGAUGAAGGACCACAACUCUCACGACAUCCUGCUGCUGUGCACCAGCUGCCACGCCGCCUCCAACGUCCACGACGGCUUCUUCAAGCAGCAGCUGGCCGACGAGUUUGCCGCCCCGCAGGGCUGCGAGGAGGGCGUGCGCCUCAUGGAGGACCCGGAGCGCCGGCGGGUGCGCUCGGCGGCCCGCGCCCUCCUCACUUCCGCCGAAGGCUUGCCAGAGCUACGACGGAAGGAGCUGCAGGCCAUGAUCAAAAGCUUCUUUGGCGUGAGCUCUGAGCGCGAGCCAACGGGGGAGGAGCUUCAGGCGGCCGCCAGCUUGGAGACGAGGAUCUUCAACGAGGCCUACGUGCCGCACGGACUGAAGGUGGUACGAGCGCACGGCGAGCGCGGCCUGCGGGGGCUGAUGGAGUUGGAGCGGCGCUGGCGGCAGCACUUCCUCAACGCCAUGCGUCCGAAACACCUGCCCCCCCUCUGGUCCGUGCACCACAACCACGGCAAGUUCCUCCGCAAGUACGGAGAGGACGUGCCUGUCAAACUCACCUGAAGACGGGGGGGUCACGUGACCACUGUGAAGUUGUCACCGUGGCGGGGCACGGCGCCGUGGCCAGCGUGGGGGUCGGCACGCUCUUGACCUGCUGGGCACCCCGCCGUGGAGCGCUUUUUAGAACAGCAACCGACUUAUUUAUGGAAAUAUCGAUGUUUUUUUUUUUUAAGAAAAAGCUUCCGCCUGCUCUUAAUCGCGAGGAAAAGCUAACGACGCAUCGCAGGUGAGGCUCACGCUUUGCUUCCGUGGUCGUCCUAAACGUUUUUGUCGCUCCCGCCUGCUUUUCCGUUCCCGACUAUUGUCUGUUUUAAGUCGAUAGAUUUAACAUCUCGUCUUUUGUACGAGUGAAACAUGAGAUGACGCCUCGCAGGGGAGAGCGAUGCUAAUGCUAACUGGCGCCUUUUUUUUCCCUCAAAAGCGCGUCACGCCAUGCUGACGCGCCUCCCAGAGGGCGGGACGUCUCUGAGGUCCAUGUUCUAGUGGGCCUCCUAGUCCCACAUAGCCCCCGACCAGGGGAGGGGCGCCGCAAGGCGGACGAUGCUGCCUCAACGCCACUGCAGGUUAUUUCACGUAGGACGUCCUUCCUAAAUAUCCACACCCCCAAGAACCAAGAAAUGCUAGCUAGCUUGUUAGCACGAUGACACGACCUCGGAGCAGAGAAAUGAAGUCUUUGGACGUUUUGUCCUCCUAAAUUGUGAAUGAAAGAAAAUAAAGUUUGUAUUACAAGAGAAACAAAGACACCACAUUCUGUUUUUUUAUUUCUUACAAAAUCACAGUUUGAUAAAUAGUCUGUAAAAAAAAAAAAAAGUAGAAAAUUGAGAAAAUUGCGAUCAAAUGAGUCUUUGACUUUUAGUUGUGUACAAUCUAGUUCUGCUGGGUUAAGGCCUCUAGCUUUUGGCAUGACAACAAUCCGCCAUCUGGCUGUCCUGG